AUGAAUCAAACACCUGUUAGUUUAAUUGGAACUUUACGUGUUUCUUUUAGUUUUCACCCGUCACUUUAUACCUCGCGCACAAAAUCGGGUAUUGCAAGAAUAAUAAGAGCUACGAUUUCAAGUCAAAAACUUUCUGCUAAACAAAUAGCUGGUCUAGGUCCUUAUCGUUUUCUAAAGAAUAAGUUGUAUGAUGGAAGUUUGGCUUUUCCAACUGGUUUAUCUCAUGGAUUCUCAUUGUCUAUCGGUUUAGCUGGCUCUCAUUAUAUUUUUGGUAUAAGAAAAGCAAUUUAUUGUACAGAAAUUGUUUCCGAGAUAACUUUACCUUCAUCUCCUCAAACUUCUCCCACAAUUCCCCAAUCAACAACAACAAAAGAAACAAAAGAAAACUUUUCAUCUCCUUCCUCAACAACUGAUAAACCAGAUAAAUCAACCUUUUCCCCAUUUGAUUCCUUCAAUGCUCAACAAAUAACAUUUGGUGCUUCAAUGGGAUUUGCAUCAGGUUAUUUUGUCAAAGAAGUAUCAAAAACGGCAGCAGUUUUAGUAGGAGCUACAUUCGUAUUCUUACAAAUCUUAGAACAGCAAGGUUAUAUCAAAAUUGAUUGGAGUAAAUUUGAAGAAAAUUACAAUAAAGUAUUAGAUUUGGACGAAGAUGGCAAAGUCACUACGAAUGAUUUGAAAUUAAUCUUUUUUAAAGUUGUUGAAUUUUUCGGUAGAAAUUUUCAAACCGAUGCUAGCUUUAUGAUUGGAUUCGGUGUUGGAUUCAGAUACGGUUAA
Molecule: messenger RNA, 774 nt
Organism: Funneliformis geosporum
Lineage: Eukaryota; Fungi; Glomeromycota; Glomeromycetes; Glomerales; Glomeraceae
Source: the annotation of a GenBank genome assembly